Messenger RNA from Alosa alosa (allis shad), 3207 nucleotides. Its product is annotated as vang-like protein 2. Gene Ontology annotation, biological process: multicellular organism development; Wnt signaling pathway, planar cell polarity pathway; establishment of planar polarity. The record is from RefSeq and is a predicted model, not a curated record. Lineage: Eukaryota; Metazoa; Chordata; Actinopteri; Clupeiformes; Clupeidae. The transcript is spliced from 8 exons. The coding region runs from base 510 to 2165 and encodes 551 amino acids. Gene Ontology annotation, cellular component: plasma membrane.
GUCGAGGGGUCUUCGAACUACAGGACAGGAGAAAAAGUUCAACAACUCUACCUGGUGACUUCUUGUGGUAUUUUGAACAAAGCGCCAUGGUAUCAUGCGAAAGUUCGUUAAGCGGCGGUGGUAUUUAAACGCGGAAUAGAAAGGAUAUACGCACAGAUUUAUUAGCAUACAGUUUAUAAGGGAAAGGGUCUACUGCAGUAUACAGUUCCACUACAGUCGGAUGUGACUUACUGUAUCACAGUCUUUUGUUAAGAGCUACGUUUCCGAAACGGCUGGUAGGCUUUCUCGUAUGGAAAUGUUCGGGGUUAUCCAGCAAUAUCUCUGAGGCGACUUCGGGAAUUUAUUUCACUGCAAAUUGUUAUACGAAAACUUGGUCAUUAGUAACGGUCGCCGUGGAAAGAGACGAGCCAUUGGACACCAGAUUUGUGGGAAGAGCAUCUCUCCCUCACUGAGGGGUGGGUGGAGCCAUAUACUGUAGGAGGGGCAUGUAGGACCCACCCACUCCAAAUAUGGACAACGAGUCUCAAUACUCUGGCUACUCUCACAGAUCUUCGCACUCACACAGCUCCAGAAAGCACAGAGACCGGAGGGACAGACAUCAGCGGUCGAAGAGCAGAGAGAGCAGCAGGGGACACAGGACAAAGCAUGGACAAAGUCAAGGUGCCCCACUUCUGGAUGACCAUUGGGCAGACAACGCCACCAUCAUCACAGCCACGUCGGAGCGCAGUGUCUCCCGCGACGACAACCUCAGCGCCCUCGGUGGCGGCGGCGACGAGAUCGAGGAACUCCACGUGUCGCCCCCUGGUGGCCGGCGCCUGGCGGCCCUGUGCCGGGUGCUGCUGGGCUGCGCCCUGGGCCUACCGCCCCUCCUCUCUCCACCCACCUUCAUCCUCCUCCCCCGCCUGCUGCUGUGGAUGAGCUGGACGUCAGGGGACGGGAAGGGGGAGGGGGUCUUGGAUGCCACCCAGGCCCCAGUGGAGGAGUUGACGGCAGAGGGCCUCUGCGCGCAGCUCUGCGAUGGGGCCCACCUGGCUCUGGCCGUGAAGCUGCUGCUGCUGCUGCCCUCCAGCUGGGCACUGUUCCUGUGGGAGCCUCUAGGAGGCGCCUUAGUGCCGCGUGCGUCCCGGCCGCGCUGGCUUCUCCGCGUGCUGGUGCUGCUGUGCGCUGCCUGCCACUGGCUACUCUACGGCGUCAGAGGGGUGUGGAGGCCGGGGGCCGAGCCACAAGGCAUCGUGGGAUUGGCGACGGCGUGCACAGACGCGCUGCUCUGGCUGCAGUAUGCCGGCCUGAUGCUGCUGGAGGUCUCGACCUUGAACCAGCACGUCUUCUGCCUCAAGGUCAUGCGUAGCACUGAUGGAGAGAGUCGCUGUUACAAUGUGGGACACCUUAGUAUUCAGAGUGCUGCUGUGUGGGUGCUGGAGCAUUACUACAGAGACUUCCCCAUCCACAACCCCAACCUGCCCAAUCUGCCCAAAGCCAUCCUCUCACGCAAGAUGACCGGUUUCAAGCUCUACUCUCUGGAGGAAGAGAACAGCAGUGUGGGCACCUGCACGAAUCCUCCUCCAGCACUGAUGGCCUCGGCCCAGUGGAGACGAAACUGCCACAGCGAGCUCUACUACGAACAGGCUGACUACGAGCACCGCGUACGCAAACGCAAGGCCAGGCUGGUGGUGGCGGUAGAGCAGGCGUUCUCACAGGUGAGGCGGGCGGAGGAGGGCGAGGCCCAGAAGCGUCAGCAGGGGGCGCUGGACCCGCGUGAGGCGGCACAAGCCAUAUUUGCCCCCAUGGCCCGAGCGCUGCAGAAGUACCUCCGCACCACUAGGCAGCAGCACUGCCACAGCAUGGAGGCCAUCCUCACACACCUGCAGUUCUGUCUCACGCACAACCUCAGCCCACAGGCCUUUCUGGAGCGCUACCUGAGCCCAGGCCCAACGCUGCAGUACCAAGCUGUGUCCAGCAGGAGGCAGGAGUGCGGAUGGACACUUCAGAGCGAGCUGUCCGUCACCUCUUCCCUCUACGGGGGUGUGGUCUUCUCUUUGCACCGUCCACAGUUUUCCCUGGUUGUCACGGCAACACCCCUUCCUUUCCUUCAGCUGGGGGAGAAGUUUGUAAGCCCGAAAAGCCACCGCUUCAUUCUGAGAGUCCAGUCCGAGACCUCUGUGUGAGAGACAGAGGACGAGGAGAAGGAGAAAGAAGUUUAACACUCUAAUAUGAAACCAAUAUUCAGAUAUUUAAAUAACUACAAAACAAUCAGAUCCUGAUGUGUUACAUCCUCAAAGAGGAGAAAGGAGGAGUUAGAUCAAAUGAGAGGGAGAAGAAGGAGAGAGAGGGGGUAAAAGAAAGAGUGAGGAGGGUGGCGGAAGAGGAAGAGAGAACACUGUGGGCUUCAGAGGAGAAGAGAAAGGGAGGAGGAGGAAAGCAAAGCAAAAGAAAAGAGGAAAUGAUGAAAGACCUCCAUUUAAAUGGUGGGCAAAGUGUAAAGUCUAAAAGCUAAUCCAAAAGUGAAAGAUCAAAGUCACCGCACACUGAUCACUAUUAACAUAGGUUUUUUAUUUGGAGCGAACAACGCAUUUCGCUAAGCGAUUCAUUCAGGUUCGCAGAGCGGAUGGUCUUGGAUCUAACUAAUGCUAAUCCUCAUUUCAACAAGGGCCCAAGGAGAGGGAUGAGGUAGCCUGGCCCCGCCCUCCUAGUAUCUCCACUCAUGUUCAUCUCACUGAGACACUAGUCUGCCUCCUCCCAGUGCGUUCACGUUUCCUCAGCUGCCAGCCUGGUGGGCCAAUCAGCGACGUGAGGGGAUGACAUUAGAUGGGGAAACUCGACUGCGGCUGUGUGGUAAACGGUAGCAACAAUAGCAAUUCCCGCAAACAUAACAAAAUUGCAGUCAGAUGAAUGUUUACAUUUAUAGAGCUUCAGAGAGGGAGGGAGAGAGAAAGAAAGGGUCUCUGUCUGAAGGAAGCAUUCGUCAUCCUCCCACUCGGCACUGAACUCACAUCUGACCAAUGGCCUUCUGCGCAGUGAUGUCACAUCCUGUCCAGCUUCAACUUCCCCAUUCUCUCGCCCCCGCGGUCCCGACUCCUGCUCACACAGACUUUAAAACUGAUCUGAGGGCACCGCUCGCUCUAAGCAGCCGCUGGGGAGCAGGCUGAGCCUGAACCAGGACCUGCUUCCAAGGACUGUGUGUGUGUGUGUGUGUGUGUGUGUGUGUGU